CAAAAAGAACAUACGUUUGACGUCCAGAAUUCAUUCGAACGUCGAAUAAGUAAUUCUACUUAAGGAAAAUUUUUUAAAAAAGAAUAGUUAUAAUAAAGUUAACUUUCUCUGAAAAGUCAACCACUGUCAUAAAUGAAUAGCAGUCAGGAAGUUAACAUAGCCGGUGGCACAAAAACUUUUUCAGAACUGCUGAAAGAUUUGUAUAAAGUUUACAAGAGUGAUAAAGAAGAAAUAUCAGGAAUUAUCAAGAAUCUUCGAAAAACUUUAGAGGAUUACAAAGUAAAAUUACGGACGGUUCAAAAAGAUAGAGAUGUAUUUCGUUCGCGUUCGAAAAAAGAAUCUGACAAAAAUAAAAUAUCAUCAAUGGAUAUCAAGUCUUUGAAAAAUAAAAUUGAAAUCUUAAUGAAUCAGUUAUUUCAUCUCUUUUAUUCUAAAACAUUGAUUUAAACAAAUUUUUUUAACAGAGUUAAUCAUUGCCCGAAUUGCAUUAUUCUAAAGGAUCAAAUUGAAGAUAUGAAAAAAACUAAUGAUGUAUAUAAGCAACUUCUGAUUAGAGAUAAAAUUGAUAUUCCAGAUGUGUUCGAAACUAUUCCCGAUACAUGUGAUAUUAAUAGUAACUAUGAACAUAUAAAGAAAAAUUCAAAUACCAACCAAGCACUCCGUGAAGUUAAUUUUCUUGAUGACGAAAAUGGAGAUGAAAAUGAAAAUCAAAUUCAAAGAGCCGAUACAUCGACUCCCUAUGAAGAAUUGAACAGUGAUUGUCACUCUGUAGAAGAAUUUCAAAUAGUUUCGUCGUCAGAUUCAAAUAAUGCAAGAAGUAAGAAAAGAAAAAGUGAAUCGGAAGUUGAGCUUAAAGUUGUCCAUAAAGACAAAUCACCUCCAAAGCGGAAGAAGGUUAUUUUAAAGGGAUUAAUUGAUUUCUCACAGGAGUUGUUGGACGACAAUUUGCCAACUAAGGGUAAUAGUAAGAAUUCUUCAAACUUCAGUACAUCUACAAAAGUUAAUAAAGCUGGAAAUUUGUCGAGGAGCUCAAGCAAAAAUUUAAAACUUAAUCAGAAACUAGAAUGCCAAAGAAUACUUUUCAAAGUGGAGAAAAAUGAGGCAAAAUCAUAUACUAUUGAUGAAAAAUCUGAUGAUGUUAUAAAAAGUUCACACAGUUCUGUUGAUCAAGUGGUACCAACUUCUGGGACAAAUGAAUGGGAUCUGAUGAGCUCUAGCAGCUCUAUUAUUCCCUCUUGGACUCAUCCUCACAAAAGAAAGAAAAAAAUAUCGGAAAAGAGAAAAAUUUUUCACAAGAAAUAUAAAAGAAGACAAAUAUAAGAAUUUCAAAUAUAAGACUUCUAUGAUUAUGAAUCACUA
Dimorphilus gyrociliatus is the source of this 1359-nucleotide messenger RNA. The record is from the annotation of a GenBank genome assembly. Lineage: Eukaryota; Metazoa; Annelida; Polychaeta; Dinophilidae.